AUGGGCAAUUCAAAAGAAGGCUUCGAAUAUCAAACGAACAACACCAUCGACGAUUCACCCAUCAUAGCAAGCGUACCCGGCUAUGACCCCAACAUCCAGCCUUUACCCAAUGAAGAGCGCAAAGCCCUCCUGAAAGUAGACCUCUACCUUUUACCCUUCAUCGUCCUCUGUUUCUGCUUCCUUCAAUUCGACCGCACAAAUAUCAGCAAUGCUCUAACCUCCACUUUCGCCGCGGACCUGCACGUCAACAACUCAAAUAUCAAUCUCGCACAGACCUUGUUCACCGUUGGCUUCGUCAUCACCGAGCUACCCUUUAACAUGAUAAGUCGGUACAUCGGCGCUGAGCGGUUCUUGCCUGUAACCAUGGUCCUCUGGGGCGUGGCGACGUGGUGUCAGAUCUUUGUCCGGAACGCGUCCGGUUUAUAUGCGAUUCGGUUUUUCAUCGGUGCUCUCGAGGGUGGUUACAUCCCGAGUUUUGCCUUGUAUAUUUCCAAGUUUUAUACGAACCAAGAACUGGCGUCGAGGUUUGCGAUUUUCUGGGCGUCAAAUAGUUUUGCGGGGAUUUUAGGGGGACCGCUUGCGAUUGGGUUGUUGUCGUUGGCAGGGCGAGGAGGGUUGCGGGGAUGGCAGUGGUUGUUCCUUAUCGAAGGAAGCCUGACAUGCUUCCUGGGCGUGGUGAUGUACUUCUACCUCCCGCACAGCGCAGCAACACCCAAACAUAUUUUCGGAAAAUCUUACAACAUCUUCACGCCUCGUGAGGCGACCAUCUUGAUCAAUCGUGUUAUCAAAGACGAUCCAACAAAGGGUCUUCGAUACGGAAAACCUGUACUCCCCUCACACAUCCUCGAGACUUUCGCAGAUUGGAGACUGUACGGCCAUCUAGUAGCUGCGUUUCUGUCCAUGAUCAUGAUUUCGCCGAUGAAUACUUAUGCACCGUCUAUUAUCAAGAGCCUGGGUUUUACGAGUUUGCAGGCGAAUGGUUUGAAUUCCGUGGGGAGUGCAUGCGCGUUGGUGUUUUCCGUGUCGUUGGCAUUUAGUAGUGAUAAACUCGGCGAAAGGGGCGUUCACAUCGCUAUUGGAUAUUUAUGGGGCGCUGCGGGACUAUUAUGGUUGGCGCUUGCAGCUAAUGGAGUCGACAAAUGGAUUCUCUACGGAGGCGUGGUAUGGACACAAAUGGGCAUGGGAUCCGCUCAAGCCAUCAACGCAGCCUGGCUCACCGCAAAGAUGGAAGACCACAAACGACCCGUGGCCCUGGCUGCGUAUGUCAUGAGUAUCCAGCUUGCCAAUUUCCCGGGUAAUCAGCUAUUUCGAACAAAAGAGCAACCCCGCUCACAAUUUCUCCAAAUGGGCUUCCACUUCGCCCAUCUUUUAGCCUACGGUCAGUCUCUGAGGUCUCCUACAAAAUUACAAAACAGCUCAGCGGCCAUCGAAACUAUCGUCAUUGAAAUGGUGCACCAUUCGGAAAUCAUAUUGAACCUCGCUAUCGAGACUACCGACGAACGCACACGUCAUCUGACAGACCAUAUAUACCACAUAGUAACCUUCUCCGCCCUCACGCUAUGCCGUCUUGUGCAUACAUACGAAGCAAAGCUUACUGCCGCAAAUUAUGAUGUAGCUAGUCUAGACAAUCUUGUCGUAAGACUCGUGGAGUGGCUGAGAUCAAUCGGAUUGCCGUGCCAUGCGGCGCAUAUGUUGGGUAGCAUACUGGCGGCUCAAUUCCAUAAGUUGCGUCCGACGUAUGUGCGGCCGGAGCUUAUUGGUGAGAUUGAGAUGGGAAAUUUCGGUUAUGAGAGCUUCACUGAUGAUGCUUUACUCAAUCCUGACUUUAUUGGUUCGGAGUUCUUUAAUAUUGCGAUGGAUAUGACGCCUUGGCCGCAGUGGGGUUCGAUGUCUCCCUUCCUCUAA
Molecule: messenger RNA, 1905 nt
Organism: Talaromyces amestolkiae
Lineage: Eukaryota; Fungi; Ascomycota; Eurotiomycetes; Eurotiales; Trichocomaceae
Exons: 4
Coding region: 1-1905 (634 amino acids)
Biological process (GO): transmembrane transport
Cellular component (GO): membrane
Molecular function (GO): transmembrane transporter activity
Source: RefSeq, a predicted model, not a curated record